This is a messenger RNA of Prunus mume (Japanese apricot), 1318 nucleotides long. Its product is annotated as CCT motif family protein. Lineage: Eukaryota; Viridiplantae; Streptophyta; Magnoliopsida; Rosales; Rosaceae. Gene Ontology annotation, molecular function: protein binding; DNA-binding transcription factor activity. Gene Ontology annotation, cellular component: nucleus. The record is from RefSeq and is a predicted model, not a curated record. Gene Ontology annotation, biological process: regulation of flower development.
UAACUUCCCCGGACUUCCACUCGGUCUAUAACUUCCAAACUUUCUUCCAUCAGUUUCAUUUUUUUUCUGGGAGUUCAAUCCAACCAUAGAAUUGCGCUCCAAUGUCUUCCUCUGAUCUCUACGUUCUUGAUGACUCCUUCUUCCGUCAUUCUUCAAGCUCAGAAAUGGCGUCUUAUGAACCAGACCAGUUCUUCUCCGAGCCAUUCUCUCCCUUCUCAGACAUUGACAUCCUCCAAGCAAUCUCAGAUCACCAAAGCAACCAAAACCCAGUUGAAAACCAGUCUCAUCAUAAUAAUUCACUCGACCAAAGCUCUCCAACAAUCCUCUCUUCUUCUCCCCCAAGUUACCAAUUGGAAAGCUUGAGCCUUUGCCAAGCAACCCAUCUGAACCCUCUGGAUCAAAACUGCGCAAAUUUGGCAAAUGGGUUGCCAAAUUUCCCUGCUUUCGAUGCUCUGGAAGUCAAAACUGAGCAAUGCCAUUUAGCUUUUGACCAAAACGCUUAUAAUAAUAACCAAGUUUUUGGUCCUCAUAGCUACAGUGGUGCAGAGAAUGUGGCAAAGUUUAUGCAGAGGAGUUUUAGCAGCAACUCCUUCGAUGGCAAGCCUGGUGUUGUCUUCCAACCUUGCUUUGAUUCUCUCAUGGAAUCUUCAACUUUACAAAACCAAGCCUUGAGCUCUCCUGAAAACAGCUUUUUAGCUGGCCAAAUGAGAAGAGUUUCCAGCACAGGAGAUUUGCAAAAUUUUAGAACAGCCCGCAAUCCGAGAGAGAGCUCGGUGAUGGAGGAAGCUGCUGCAAACUUCAAAAUGGGGAGGUACAGCGCAGAAGAGAGGAAAGAGAGAAUUUCAAAGUACAGAGCCAAGAGGUCGCAGAGAAACUUCAACAAGACCAUUAAGUAUGCAUGUCGAAAAACACUAGCGGAUAACCGACCCCGCAUACGUGGCAGAUUUGCACGCAACGACGAAACUGGUGAGGUUCUCAAGGCUGCAUGUUCAAGUAACAGAGAAGAAGACGAAGAUGAACUCUGGGUAGAAGGGUUCAAUGUGGAAGAAGAAGAGAAUGGAACAGUGAGAGGAGGAGGAGGAGGAGGAGAGUUUAUGAACAAUUUUGGAGCAACUCAGUUUCAGUACUAUGGCUUUUGAGCUUUGAUAGGUGAGCAAAACAACAAAGGCUUCUUUUUCUUUCAGGAGGAGCUUUCUUAGAAUAUUUAGGUUUGGACCACAACAUGACUAAAAAGCCUUUCUGGGUAAAGCAAAGAAGAAUCGAAGGUUUUUUUUUUUUUUUUCUUCUCCUUUUUGUUUAAUAAAAGAAGACACCUUUG